Messenger RNA from Cucurbita pepo subsp. pepo (vegetable marrow), 4032 nucleotides. RefSeq names its product cadmium/zinc-transporting ATPase HMA3. The record is from RefSeq and is a predicted model, not a curated record. NCBI's taxonomy places the organism in Eukaryota, Viridiplantae, Streptophyta, Magnoliopsida, Cucurbitales, Cucurbitaceae. Gene Ontology annotation, molecular function: ATPase-coupled monoatomic cation transmembrane transporter activity; ATP binding; ATP hydrolysis activity. Gene Ontology annotation, cellular component: membrane. Gene Ontology annotation, biological process: transmembrane transport; monoatomic cation transport.
GGCUUCAUUAUUUUAAGGUUAGCCAUUCUUCCAAUGCCCCAUCAUCAAUCCUCUCCACGAAACGCCUUCUGUAAUUGAGUAACGUUUUGGUAGCAUUAUCUGGGGGGUUUCAAUAGUGAGAGUCCACGGAGAUUAUGGCGGCGGCGGCGGCGGCCGGAAACAAUGGUGGCGCGUUGCAGAAGAGUUACUUUGAUGUGUUGGGGAUUUGCUGUUCUUCAGAAAUUCCUCUGAUUGAGAAUAUAUUGAAGGAAAUUGAAGGGAUUAAAGAGAUUAAAGUGAUUGUCGCUACAAGAACUCUCAUUGUUCUUCAUGAUAAUCUCCUCGUUUCUCAAGCACAAAUUGUUAAAGCCCUAAAUCAAGCAAGACUUGAAGCGAACGUUAGAGCAUACGGAGACCAGCAGAAAAAUCACCGGAAAAAAUGGCCCAGCCCUUAUGCGGUGGCGAGUGGGCUGUUGCUGCUGGUUUCGUUUCUCAAAUAUGUGAAUCCUGUUUUCAAAUGGGUGGCUUUGGCUGCCGUCGCCGCCGGUAUCUGGCCCAUUGCCCUCAAAAGCUUCACCGCCGUUCGCCAUCUCAGAAUCGACAUCAACAUUCUUGCUUUAAUCGCCGUGAUCGGGACAAUUGUGCUGAAUGAUUAUUUGGAAGCGGCCACCAUCGUCUUCCUCUUCACAAUCGCCGAAUGGCUCGAAUCCAGAGCCGGCCACAAGGCCAACGCCGUCAUGUCGUCCCUUCUAAGCAUCGCCCCUCAGAAAGCGGUUCUAGCCGACACCGGCGAAGUUGUCGGCGCCGACGAGGUCAAAAUGGGGACUCUGCUGGCGGUGAAGGCUGGUGAGGACAUACCCAUUGAUGGAAUCGUUGAGGAGGGAAAAUGCGAAGUGGAUGAGAAAACCCUUACAGGUGAAUCUUUCCCUGUUGCCAAACAGAAGGAUUCCACUGUUUGGGCUGGUACCAUUAAUUUAAACGGCUAUGUUACUGUAAAAACUACUGCUCUUGCUGAAGAUUGUGUGGUGGCUAAAAUGGCUAAGCUGGUUGAAGAGGCUCAGAAUAGUAAAUCUAGAACUCAAAGGUUUAUUGACAAAUGUGCUAAAUUCUAUACUCCAGCUGUUAUAAUCAUAUCAACUGGCAUAGCGGUGAUUCCAUUUGCUUUGAGACUGCACAAUCGCAGCCAUUGGUUUCACUUGGCACUGGUUGUGCUAGUGAGCGCGUGUCCCUGUGCACUCAUCCUUUCGACCCCUGUUGCGUCUUUCUGUGCACUUACCAAGGCAGCAACCUCUGGCCUGUUAAUCAAAGGAGGUGACUGCCUUGAAACUCUUGGCAAGAUUAAGAUCAUGGCUUUUGAUAAAACUGGGACAAUAACAAGAGGUGAAUUUAUGGUCACUGAAUUUCAAGCUCUUGAUAAGGAAAAUAUAAGCUUAGACACAUUGCUAUACUGGGUGUCGAGCAUUGAGAGCAAGUCCAGUCAUCCAAUGGCAGCUGCACUUGUUGACCAUGGAAGAUCACUAUCCAUUAACCCCAAACCUGAAAAUGUGGAUGACUUUCAAAAUUUCCCUGGAGAAGGUGUCCAUGGGAGAAUUGAUGGGAAAGACAUCUAUAUUGGAAAUCGAAAAAUUGCUACAAGAGCCAAUUGUGCAACAGUCCCAGAGAUCAAAGAUGAAGCAAAGGAUGGAAGGACUGUUGGAUACGUUUUCUGUGGAACUACUGCAGCUGGUAUAUUUACUCUAUCUGAUUCUUGUAGAACCGGAGCUAAGGAGGCCAUGGCUGAGAUCCGAUCUCUCGGUAUAAAAACAACCAUGCUCACCGGAGACAGUUCUGCAGCAGCCUUGCAAGCACAAAAAGAAUUGGGAAAGGCUUUAGAAACAGUUCAUGCAGAACUUCUACCUGAAGACAAGACAAGACUCAUCAACGACUUCAAAAGGGAGGGACCAACAGCCAUGAUUGGAGAUGGUUUAAACGACGCCCCUGCCUUGGCGACAGCUGAUAUUGGUAUAUCAAUGGGAAUCUCUGGUUCAGCUCUCGCAAUAGAAACUGGAGAUGUAAUUCUAAUGACUAAUGACAUCAGGAAAAUUCCAAAGGCCAUUCGACUCGCAAGAAGAGCUAAUAGGAAAGUAAUCGAAAAUGUGAUUCUUUCGGUCGCUCCUAGGACUGCUAUACUCGGCCUGGCAUUUGGUGGUCAUCCACUUGUUUGGGCAGCUGUUCUUGCUGAUGUUGGUGCCUGUGUGCUAGUUAUCCUUAACAGUAUGCUCCUGCUGCGAGGAACUGAAGGACACAAAGGGAAAAAGGCUGGCAUGUUUUCUGCUUCUCACUGUUCCUCCAAACAUAAAUGUUGCCAUGUUGGUAGCCAUUCAGAAGAACAUGGUGGUCACACCCACGAUCACGGUUGCAGCAAUGAAAGUUCCCACUCUUCUAGUCAUCAUCAACACCACCAUCACCAUCACCAUCACCAUGAGCAUGAGGACUGCGGCUCUCUCAAGAAAACUCAUAAUGGUUGCUCAACUCAGAAAUGUGCUUCUACGUGUGAUUCUGGGAUGAAAAAAUCGAGUUCAUGCAAGAAAAGUAAACUCGUGGACUCAUGUUCUAGGGCGGAUGAUCCUGCAGGCAGUGUAAAACCCUUUGAACAUGAGCAUUGCGUCCAUAACAACCAGCCCGAUGAACAUGAACAUUGCGUCCAUAACAACCAGCCCGAUGAACAUGAACACUGCGUCCAUAACAACCAGCCCGAUGAACAUGAACACUGCGUCCAUAACAACCAGCCUGAUGAACAUGAACAUCAUACCCAUUUUUCAUGUGAUGAUCAUCAUGUCGAGGACGAACAUUACUCUCUGAAGAAUACACUAGAGUUUUGCUCGUUUCCGAGAUGUGCAUCAAAUUCAUGUGAGAAAAUCCAGUGCACAAGCUCACCCGCCAGCCUUGAUGGAUCUGCAGGCAGUGAUGAGCUCCAUGAAAGUGGAUGUUGUACUCAUAAUACCCAAUCUGCUCAACAUGAUCAUGAAAUCCAAACUCUCAAAUGUGAUUUGGAUGACAGCCACUCAUCCAGUCCUGAUCAUCAUAAUGGUAAUGGCUGUUGCUCUCAAAAGAACGCUCAGAAGGUUUCUUUAUCUCAUUCAAUGUGUCAUUCUGAGACCUGCAAUUCAAGUCCUUGUGGGAAAACCAAAUGUGUGGAUUCAACUGAGAAGCAACACACGCCUGAAGGCAGUCUAGAACUCCUCCAAGACCAUAACCAUUGCCACCAAGGAAGCUGCGACACUUCCAAUUUCGUCUCGGAAUCCCAGGAAAACCACAGGAAAAAUUGCAGUGAACCUUGUAAAUCAAGACCAAUAAGCAGGUGCACAGAAGAUGAAUGCACGGAAAGGGCUGAAAUGACAGUUGAUUGUGCUGAAGCAAACGAGCACCACAAGAUGAAACAACAUCAUUGCCAUUCUCAUUCGAGUCUUGAAAAUGAAGGAGUUCAUCCUCAUUGCAAGUCAUCAAAUGGAGAUAACGACGGAGCAAUCAACAAAACCACAAAAAUCGAGCUCGAAGCAGCAGACCAUUCGAACCCGAAACACGGCAACACUUGUAAGGCUCUGGAAAACAGAGAGACAAACAACAACUGUAAAACCUGCAGAAGAGGAAGCUCACAACUCAAAAUUGGCAAAACUUGUGCAGGCUUGAAGAAGAACAGAGAAAUACGUGGGUGUUGUAAGAGCUACAUGAGGGAGUGCUGCAGGAAGCAUGGUGAUAUCAGAAUGGCAGUCCGAGGAGGCUUAAACGAAAUCAUCAUAGAAUAGAUCAUGUAAGCUAGUUCUUAUGUAACUAUGCUUUCCCAUAAUACCAUUUGAUGAAAAUGUCAUCACAGAAAGCAUCAUUACUAGUUAUUACUACUGUAUGAAUAUGAUGUAAUUGUUGAUAUCCAAGUGCAGGAAAUAGUUUGAUAUCUGUGUAUGCAUGAGAAUCUCUCUGUUUCAGUAAUGUUGAUGAACAGAGACGAUUCGGAAUGGCUUCCAAUUUGCAGUAUAGUGGGAGUGGGAAUCAUGGGCUUAGACCCAUGUUUUUGCA